UAAGCUAGCAAACAUGGUGUUUGAGCCUCGGAUUUUUUUUAAAUUAGUCUGGUCAAAACUAAAAGUUAAAGAAUUCUAGAGGAAGGAAGUAGAAAUUAUUUUUUAUUCUAGAUGUCCUCUGGGAGAUAAAGUCUAAAUAAAUGGACUUAUUUUUGUGCUCUACUUCCUCUCUUGCAAAUGAAUAAAGAUAAAUCUCCAAUUUGUUGCCCAUCUUUGCUAGGGAUUAUUUUUUGUGUGAGUCACAGCACUUUAACCCAACACUCACUAUGUUUCUAUUUAAAAGGCAAUGCAAAUAUCAGUGUCCUUCUUUUACCAAGGAGGACGGAAGGCACUGGAAGACUGGAUCCAAUCACUUCUUUAAGUGCUCUCAGUUAAUUAGUAACAACUGAUGUCAGAACAUUGUGACAUCAGUGCUCUAGUUUUGCAUUCUUUCCACCCCCAAGAAGGAGGAUAAGAGGAGGGAGGAGGGAGAGAAGGAAGAAGGUGAUGGAGGAAAAGGAAGAAAAGGAGGGGAGAGGGGACAGGGGGCAAUGUCUCUUGUGCUUAUUAUCCGCCAUUCACGACGUUUAGCACAGUCGUACAUUAUUGCUUUCAGUUUUUAUAAUAAUCUUCUGAAAUAGGUAUUUUUCCCAUUUUACAGUUGAGGAAACUGAGUCUCAAGUCAUGCUCCUCACUUGUAGUUACUCAGCUAGUACUAGACAUACCUCAAAGCUGUCUUUCCCCGUUGCACAAAACUGAUUCACAUGCUGUUCCUUAUCUCCCUGUAUUUUUUAAUGGAUUUUGCAAAAUUCACUUUAACUUUAAUUUAUUUCUAUAUGAGAAGCAGAUUGGAAACACUAACAAAACUCUGGUUCUGCACUAUGGUGUGUUAGUAGUACGAACACUCUUUAGGGGAUGGGGGUGGGGGAGUGUAGAUACGUUUCUGGACUGAAGUGGAAGUAGGGAAUUAAAAGUUAACACCAAAACUGAAACAAAGCCACGUUUUGUGAAGCACACACUAAUAGUAGUCCAUUGGAUCAAAGGAUGUGAUCUCACUUCACAGUAAAACAGGUCCUGCAAGCCCAGGUAACUCAGGAAGCAGAAUGGUAAUUAUUCACAGAAGAAAGCAGGUAGUGUACUGUUACAUUACUACAGUAGAAAGUCAGAAGGUCACAGAACUUGCAGGGUAACUGACACAACUUGAAACUGCUUGGCCCCCUUUAAAAAGAAAUUAUAAGAUGGGAGAGAAUGAAGCAAGUUUACCUAACACAGCUUUGCAAGGUAAGAAGAUGGCCUAUCAGAAGGUCAAUGCAGAUCAAAGAGCUCCAGGACAUUCACAUUACUUAGACAGUGAUGACCUUCAAGCCACUGCCCUUGACUUAGAGUGGGACAUGGAGAAGGAACUGGAGGAGCCUGGUUUUGAGCAGUUCCAGCUUGAUCGUGCUGAGAAUCAGAACCUGGAGAAUUCCGAGACUGCGGACCUCAAUCUUGAUUCCAUUCAACCAGCAACUUCACCCAAAGGAAGGUUUCAGAGACUUCAAGAAGAGUCUGACUAUGUAACCCAUUAUACAAGAUCUGCACCAAAGAGCAAACCCUGCAACUUUUGCUGCCUUUUAAAAAUAUUUUGCACAGCAAUCAUUUUAUUUAUUUUUGGAAUUUUGAUAGGCUAUUAUGCACACAAAAAAUGCCCUUCAAAUGCUACAUCUUCAGGAAAACUUGAUCUUCAGUUAUACCAAGAGAUUCUCAAGACAAUCCAAGCAGAAGAUAUUAAGAAGUCUUUCAGAAAUUUGGUACAACUAUAUAAAAGUGAAGAUGACAUGGAAAUUUCAAAGAAGAUUAAGACUCAGUGGACUUCUUUGGGCCUAGAAGAUGUACAGUUUGUAAAUUACUCUGUGCUGCUUAAUCUGCCAGGCCCUUCUCCCAGCUCUGUGACUCUGAGAAGCAGUGGCCAAUGCUUUCAUCCUAAUGGCCAGCCUUGCAGCCAAGAAGCCAGGAAACACAGCAGCCAAGAUCCGCUCUACUCAUAUGCUGCCUAUUCUGCCAAAGGAACUCUCGAGGCCGAAGUCAUUGAUGUGAGUUAUGGAAAUGCAGAUGACCUAAAGAGGAUUAAAGAAAUGAAAAAUGUAACAAAUCAGAUUGCACUUCUGAAAUUAGGAAAAUUGCCACUACUUUAUAAGCUUUUCUUAUUGGAAAAGGCUGGAUUUGGAGGUGUUCUUCUAUAUAUUGACCCCUGUGAUUUACCAAAGACUGCAAAUCUUAGCUUCAUGGUGUCCCUGAAUCCAGGAGGAGACCCUUCUACGCCUGGUUAUCCAAGUGUUGAUGGAAACUUCAGGCAAAACCGAUCAAACCUCACCCCUCUCCUCGUGCAGCCCAUCUCAGCAUCUCUCGUUGCAAAACUCAUCUCUUUGCGGGAAGACAGAGCCAGCAGUGGUGCCUGUACCCCUCUGGAGCUCCCCAGUAAUGAAAAAAGAAUUGUCAACAUGCAAAUUCAGACAGUCACAGAAUUCAAAACAAUUACUAAUGUUGUUGGAUAUUUAAAGGGCUUGACUUCUCCAGACCGUUAUAUCAUAGUUGGCAGCCACCAUCACACCGCAUACAGUUUUAACAGCCAAGAAUGGGCCAGUAGCACUGCCAUAAUCACAGCUUUUAUCCGGGCCUUGAUGUUAAGAGUUAAGAGAGGGUGGAGACCAGACCGCACUAUUGUUUUCUGUUCAUGGGGAGGAACAGCUUUUGGAAAUACUGGCUCAUAUGAGUGGGGAGAGGAUUUCAAAAAGGUUCUGCAGAGAAAUCUUGUGGCUUAUGUUAGUCUCCACAGUCCUGUAAGGGGUAACUCGAGUCUCUACUCUAUAACUUCACCGUCUCUUCAGCAGUUGGUAGCUGAGAAAAAUAAUUUCAACUGUUCCAGAAGAGGUCAGUGUCCAGAGACCAACAUAAGCUCUGUACAGAUGCAAGAUGACGCCAAUUAUUUCAUCAACCAUCUUGGAGUUCCCACUGUGAGGUUUGCUUAUGAAGACAUCAAAGCAUUAGAGGGUCCGAGUUUUCUCUCUGAGGCCCUUUUCCCUAAACAUGCAACAAAAAUUGAAGAAAUGGAUCCUUUUUUCAACCUUCAUGAGACCAUUACCAAGCUCCUGGGAGAAGUGAUUUUGCAAAUUGCCGACGGACCGAUUCUGCCCUUUAAUGCUCUCGAUAUAGCUUUAGAAGUUCAAAACAGCCUUAAAGGCGAUCAGCCGGACACCCCUCAGCUGCUGGCCCCAGCCUCACGCCUUCGAGAGAGCGCUGAGCUCUUCCAGUCUGACGAGAUGCGUCCUGCUAACGAUCCCGAGGAGAGAGCUCCCGUCCGCGUGCGGAUGCUCAAUGACAUUCUCCAGGACAUGGAGAAGAGCUUCCUGGUGCAGCACGCACCACCAGGCUUUUACAGAAAUAUCCUGUAUCACCUUGAUGGGAAGACAAGCCAGUUUUCAAUACUCCUGGAGGCUUGGGAGCACUGCAAGUCACUUGCAUCAAAUGAGACCCUUCAAGAAGCUGUGUCAGAGGUGCUGAACAGCAUCAGUGCAGCUCAGCUUUACUUCAAAGCAGGACUCGAUGUGUUCGAGAGUGUCUUAGUUGGAAAGAACUGAGAAAACUCUCAGCAUUUUAAAAAGUUUGUUUACAGUUCCUCAAGCGAAAGUUCUAAUCUGACCAGAUUUUCUGACAUUAAAGACUUUUUCCCCCCAAUGGCUUUUUAUAUAAGCAUAAAGUUAUUCUUACUUUGUAUUUUUUUAAUAUACAUGUAAAAAGAGCAUUUUGCACAUUUAAUAUUUUUCUUCAUAUCUAUCUUUCUGAUUAUGCAAAAGCAAGUUAUUGAAAUAAUAGUUAAGAUUUAUCUAUUAAAAAGAAAUCUGCUGUAUUUUUAUAUAUAUAUAUAUAAAAAUAUUUGGGGGGAAAAUUUCCAAGAUGUUUUAGACAAUCUUUGCUCCUAUGGGUAAAACACAUAGAAACAGAAAUUAUUCCCUAUGUUAGAGCUUUAAUGACCUAGUCUCUGUCAUAGAAGUGGCCAGUUGACAUGGUUUCAGAUUAACUUCACUAUUAAGUAUUCAACAUGAAGAACAAGUAUUCCGACGGAGUGACUGGUUGACCAAAACCACUUUGAAUGUGUCUAUUUUAUGAAAUGAAGUGCCUGUUCAUAACACAACUAGAUGUAGUAAUACACUGGUUAUGAAAUUGUAUUUUUUUAAAGUAUUAAUGAAAAAAAGAGCCAUAAACAUUCCAGGGGAAAAUCUCAAGGUAGCUGCACAGAGCAAUUUAAAUGUAAAUUUUUUUUCCCCUAACAACUCAUAAGCUUAGUAGCUUUGAAGCCCCUGAUUUGUCUCAGUUGAUUCUAUAAAAAUUUCAGGAGUGAUGUAUAUCUUAUGCAGGAGGAAACGUCUCUUAUUUCCUCCUGUGUCAUUUCCAUUGGAAGCACUGAAACAGAGCUACUCUAAAAUGAAAGCAUCGCACAUCACCUCUCCCCCUUCGUGUACUUUUCUUGAACUUGCUGCAAGGCAGUUUUCACAGAAUACCGUGUAAUUUUCACAGGAAAGUAGCAAAUUUUUUCUUCGAAAAAUCCCGAAAUAUCUGAAAAAGCAUCAAAUUCCUAUUUCUGCCAACAAAAAGACUUACUAUGAACAAAAUAGUUGUAUUGAUCAACGAAAACCUCCUUAAGUCUACAAAGAAACUGGAUAUUUUUCCCAUGUUUAUCCUUAAUUGUGACUGAGAUGACAACAUAGAAAAUAUUCAUGCUUCUACUUUUAUGCAGAAAAUAUGGUGUUACUGUAAGAGUGUGUCUUUCCCACACUUCAGUUUUUUUCUCAUGUUGAAAAUGCAGCUUGUCUACUGACAUUGUCAUCAAGUGGCCUUAGUAUCCUCUCUUCCCCAAGACCCCAGAAUUCUACUAGGUGGCAAUUUAAACUUUUAGCUUACCUUUAAAAAUUGAUUUGGUAUUGGAUAAAGCAGUUCCCCUUAGGAGACAUCCUCAGACCAUCUCAUGUGAAUUAUUUCUCUGCAACACAACAUUCAAACCCACGUUCCCACCAUACACCUCCAGAGCAACUUCACAGACACUGCCCAGAUGUCAAAGUCUUCACUUCUUAUGGAUGAACAUGAACGUAAUCAUUGUUUAAAGGAAAACUAAGAAUGUGGGGAAAGAAUUCAUCAGUUUUGAUUAAUUGAUUUAUAAGGGUCAGCUGUUCCUACCAUAAGUAAUGUUCAUACGCUUAAGGCAAAGAAGAGAAUUGAGGCAAUUAGCUCUAUAAUUCAGGCAGGAAUGUGUUUCCAUCUGAACUGCCUGUGUGCACAUAUUUUACAUAAGAAAUGCAACUACCUUACAACACAGAUUUCUUAACCAAUGUAUGUUAAUGUUUGUUUGAAAGUAUUUGCCAUGUGGAGCAAUGUCUACAGCAAAGGGCUAAAGAACCAAGCCCCCACAUGCCUCAACAUCACUGGCCUCUCUUGCUCCAGAGAAAACAGCAGAAAAGACAUAGGAGGAAUACACAUAUAGAUGCCUGUCAGGUCAAAUAAUAGGAUACCUUGUACCAAAGGAGCUGAAAUACUGAAUCAAGGUUCAGUGUGUUCCUUCCAGUUCUUCCUUUGGAAUUGAAUUAAAAACUAAGACAAAUAAUCAUCAGUGUGGUAGUUUAUCCUUUUGGGACAAAAUCCUAGGUCAGUUCAGUCUCUUCAUUUGUUAAUAGUGUUGAAAGAGCACAAAAUGUACGUUUGUUUGAAGGUUGUGUACUUUUAGCUAAACCACACUGCACGGAUCGAAACCUCACUAUUCUGUGUUUUUAACUUCUAAAUGAUAUGGUAUUUUCUAUUUGAAAACUGAAGUUAACUAUGGACUAACAUGUUUUUAUUAGACUGUUUAAGAGAUUAUGUGAAGAAACUGAAUUGAAACGGACGUCCACAAGUCUACAAAUGCUGCUCUAUAUCUCUGACUGCAACAAACCUCUUAACGAGGAACGUUACUGCUAUAGUCUGAUUAACUCAGGGUUUCUUCAAAUUUCUAUGAUUUUAAUUUUUCCUUAAUAGAUCCAAGUAAAUAAAAUCCUAUGCAAGUUAA
Camelus dromedarius (Arabian camel) is the source of this 6052-nucleotide messenger RNA. RefSeq names its product N-acetylated alpha-linked acidic dipeptidase like 2 (gene NAALADL2). The transcript has 14 exons. The record is from RefSeq and is a predicted model, not a curated record. NCBI's taxonomy places the organism in Eukaryota, Metazoa, Chordata, Mammalia, Artiodactyla, Camelidae. Bases 1218 to 3596 code for a protein of 792 amino acids.